Molecule: messenger RNA, 1123 nt
Organism: Oxyura jamaicensis (ruddy duck)
Lineage: Eukaryota; Metazoa; Chordata; Aves; Anseriformes; Anatidae
Gene: MRPS22
Product: mitochondrial ribosomal protein S22
Exons: 8
Coding region: 24-1043 (339 amino acids)
Cellular component (GO): mitochondrial small ribosomal subunit
Molecular function (GO): structural constituent of ribosome
Source: RefSeq, a predicted model, not a curated record
GCGGGGCGAGGGGCGGGCACAAGAUGGCGGCGCUCGGCGCGUGGGGCCCGGCGGCACGGCGCGGGCGGCUGUGGGGCGCGGCGCGGGCGCUGUGGGGCUGGCGGCGGCCGCAGCGGGCGCUCGGCCAGGACGCGGGGACCGCGGCCGAAAGAAAGGACGGCAAGCCUUCUUUCACGGACGAAGCGGUUCAGAAUUUACUCUACAAAAUGACGGGGCUGGACUUGCAGAAGGUGUUCAGGCCGGUGAAGCAGGAGCUGAAGCCGCCCAACUACAAGCUGCUGACGGAGGCGCAGCUGGAAGAGGCCACAAAAAAAGCUAUCAAGGAAGCUAAAGAAAAGCUGACAAUGCCCCCUGUUUUGGAUGAACGAGAGCCAAUUGAUGAUGUGUUAGCAGAAGACAAAAUCCUCGAAGGAGUUGAAACUACCAAAUAUAUAUUUACAGAUUUAACUUAUUCAAUUCCACAUCGUGAACGUUUCAUUGUAGUUAGAGAACCAAAUGGUGUAUUACGCAAAGCAACCUGGGAAGAAAGAGACCGAAUGAUACAGAUAUUCUUCCCAAAAGAAGGGCGCAGAGUUAUUCCCCCAGCAGUAUUCAAGGAUGAACACCUCGUGACUGUGUUUCAGCAAGACCGUCACGAGGAUAUCCUUAACAUGUGCAUUGCUCAGUUUGAGCCAGAUUCAGCUGACUAUAUCAGAGUUCAUCAUCGGACAUAUGAUGACAUUGAGAAACAUGCCAAAUAUGAUCUGCUCCGUUCAACAAGGCACUUCGGAGGCAUGGUUUGGUACCUAGUCAACAGAAAGAAAACAGAUGGCUUACUAAUAGAUAUGAUCCACAGAGACUUGCUAGAUGAUGCUACAAGUUUAAUCAUGCUGUAUCAUAUGCUUCAUCCGGAAUGUCAGUCAGCAAAAGAAGCUGAAGAAAGGAAGCUACAGGGAGUUGAGCUGAUCAAGGUCUUUGCGAAAACUGAAUCACAAAAAGAAGGCUAUAUACAGUUGGCCCUCCAGGCUUACGAGGAAGCAAUGGCUACUUCUACAGCUUCAUGAAAUAAACCAUAGUUCAUAAGUUUAAGCUGUUUACAAAUCUUCUCUGUACAGGAUUCCACAAUAAAUACCUUAGACAACUG